Molecule: messenger RNA, 996 nt
Organism: Fundulus heteroclitus (mummichog)
Lineage: Eukaryota; Metazoa; Chordata; Actinopteri; Cyprinodontiformes; Fundulidae
Product: olfactory receptor 11A1-like
Exons: 1
Coding region: 1-996 (331 amino acids)
Biological process (GO): G protein-coupled receptor signaling pathway
Cellular component (GO): membrane
Molecular function (GO): olfactory receptor activity; G protein-coupled receptor activity
Source: RefSeq, a predicted model, not a curated record
AUGUUUUUGUUACAAACAAAAUUAAGGAUGGAGGAAAAUGCAACUCGUGCCUUUUACUUCACUUUAAGUGUCUAUUUAGAUAUGGACAUGUUAAGCUACUUAUUAUGCCUCAUCGUCCUGUGUCUGUAUGUCCUGAUCGUUGGCUCUAACGUGCUGCUGAUCGUGGUGAUCUGUGUGAACAGGAGCUUACAUGAACCUAUGUACAUGUUUCUGUUCAGCCUGUUUGUGAAUGAACUGUACGGCAGCACAUCGCUGUUCCCCUUCCUGCUGGUCCAGAUCCUCUCUGAUGUUCACAUCAUUUCUGCUCCGCUCUGCUUUCUGCAGAUGUUCUGCAUUUAUACGUACGCAUGUGUGGAGUUCACUAACUUAGCCGCCAUGUCUUAUGACAGGUAUGUCGCUAUCUGCUGUCCUCUGCAGUACAACUCAGUGAUGACUUCACGGAGGAUAGCCAUCCUAAUAUCCAUUACAUGGUUUCCUCCAUUUUUCUUUGUUGCUGUAACUGUAUUCUUGAGCUCCUCUCUGCAACUCUGUGGGAAUGUCAUUAAUAAGAUUUACUGCGACAACCACUCUGUCAUUAAACUGGCCUGUGAGGAGCCUAGAGUCAAUAACAUCUAUGAACUUGUCAUGACUUUCCUCACAGUCUGUGUUCCUGGGUCUGUGAUUCUCUACACCUACGUGAGGAUCCUUAAGGUGUGUUUUUCUGGCUCCAAACAGACCCGGCAGAAAGCUCUCAGUACCUGCACCCCUCACCUCGCUUCAGUUAUCAACUUCUCUUUUGGUGUUUCCUUUGAAAUCGUACAGAGCAGAUUUAACAUGAAUAAUGUUCCCAGCAUGUUGAGGACAAUAUUACCACUGUAUUUCCUCACCUGCCAGCCGCUCUUCAACCCGGUUCUGUACGGCCUGAACGUGUCCAACAUACGCAACCUAAGCAAGAAGCUGAUUUUGAGUAAACUUCAGCAUUUUUUUAGACUUUUUAGUUCUGUGUUAGACUUUUGA